Aspergillus japonicus CBS 114.51 is the source of this 3662-nucleotide messenger RNA. Its product is annotated as GTP-binding protein Obg. The coding region runs from base 164 to 3652 and encodes 1162 amino acids. NCBI's taxonomy places the organism in Eukaryota, Fungi, Ascomycota, Eurotiomycetes, Eurotiales, Aspergillaceae. Gene Ontology annotation, cellular component: mitochondrion. The record is from RefSeq and is a predicted model, not a curated record. The transcript has 4 exons. Gene Ontology annotation, molecular function: GTP binding; GTPase activity; magnesium ion binding.
AUUGCCUAACUCCAAGCACACAUCACAAAUCCGCAACUGAAUCCAUAGUACUCCAAAGCCAAGGAGAAUAUGAAUCGCAACUGACUGUGCAAACCCUUCAGUCACAAGUGUGAAGUAUUGUCUGACAAUGAACAAUUUCCGCUAGUAGUUUCGAACGCUCAUCAUGGCCGCUCAACGAAGAUGCAUCCUACGCUCAUUUCCAGUCUCAGGCGCUCAGCGGUCGGCCCGACUACAUCAAACACCGAUCGCAUUAGCUCGCGUGCUGAGGCAUUGUCAACGACACAAUAGCACCAACUCUGAUUCACAACGGCCCGUAAGCCAAGCCACCGUGCCCGACCAACAACCUCUCGAAACCUCCCAUCUCAAUCCUCUACCGGACGAUUACUCUCGGUUCAUAUUUCAAGACAAGUGUCGCUCGACGAUAUGGUCAGGCUCAGGCGGAGAUGGGUGCGUCUCGUUCCUUCGCGAGAAGUAUGUCGAGGAAGGCCCACCGAACGGUGGCGACGGCGGCAGCGGUGGGAGCAUCUACAUCCAGGCCGUUGAAGGCUUGACCAGCUUACACAAGCUCGCCCGGAGAGGCGUCAUCAAGGCGGGACGAGGCAAAAACGGACAGGGAAAGAGCAAGGGCGGCAAACGCGGCGAAGAUGUACUCCUCCAGGUUCCUGUGGGUACCGUCGUACGCGAAGUCGAUCGGUACGACCCGGUCGCGGAGGAGGAACUACGGCAGCGACACGAGCGCAUGAAGGGCUCGGAAGAAGUGGAGGAGGAGCAGGAGGAGCAGGAGGUCGGCAUCACAUCGAUUCGCCGCGAUCGCUGGGUUUUGUACCCCGGAGCCAAUCCGUCCGAUUAUCUGACCACGGUAUUUCCGAAAAUUUCGCCGCGGCGGCAGCACAUCGCCUCCAUGGAGCCCAAACAGCCCAUCAGUCUUGAUCUCUCACACCACAUGGAUAAGCCGAUGUUGCUUUCGGCGGGUGGCGUGGGAGGGAUGGGCAACCCGCACUUCGCGCACCGCGCGAUGAGCCGGCCGAAGUUCGCGUCCAGAGGGGAAGGUGGCAAGCGUCUAGAGCUUGAAUUCGAGCUCAAGCUCCUUGCGGAUGUUGGGCUGGUGGGAAAGCCCAAUGCUGGAAAGAGCACUUUGCUACGCUCAUUGACCAACAGUCGCACACGAGUCGGGAACUGGGAGUUUACGACGCUUGAACCAAAUAUCGGCACGGUUGUCAUCGAUAAUCACAAGGGAAGACCUCUGGUCGAAUUAGAAGGCAGGAAGCCGCGGACGAAUUUCACGAUUGCUGAUAUCCCGGGUCUGGUCGAGGGUGCUCACCUUGAUCGCGGCUUAGGAUUGGGUUUCCUGCGACAUAUCGAACGAGCUGGUAUCCUUGCGUUCGUAGUCGACCUCAGUGCCGGUGAUCCCAUUCAAGGUCUCAAGAAUUUAUGGCUUGAGCUUGGUGAAUAUCAACGGAUGCGUGAAGCAGAACAUGCUUUGAAACUGGAGGAACUUGCGUGGCCUGCACCAGUAGACGAGCUGCCGGAUUUCUUCUCGUCGGAAGAAGCGCCGGAGCCUACUUUCGUGGUCCCUGACACUAGUUCCGCCAGUCCCAAGCAAGACCUCAAUCCCCUCCCGGAGCUUAAAAUGCCACCGAUCCAUACCAAGCCUUGGUUUGUCGUGGCUACAAAGGCUGACCUCCCCGAGACUCAGGAGCAGUUUCAGGCACUGCGGAACUAUCUUGCCGCCGUGGAAAAGGGCGAGGCUGAUCACCCGGGUGGCUUGCAAGAAGGGUGGAAAGAGAGAGUCUGCGCUGUUCCCGUGAGCGCUAUCAAGGGUGAAGGGGUUGCUCGCAUUCCCCGACUAGUGAUGGAACUGCUGGAGUAUGCCGAGUACAGCACGCUACCUGGCUGGACGCAUUGCAAUGUACUUCGAAGUCGAAGACCGCCAUCUUUUGAUAUUGUCUAUCCUUCGCUUGGAUCGCAAUACAUCUACCACAAAAGGGAUAUCUUAGUUGUCAUGAAUGCCUCACUUUCAAAAGUCAUCCUCCACGCAAUCACGUCCAUUCGGAGAGUUGACGAGGACGAUCCCAUCGUGAGAUGCCGCCCAGGUCGUUCAAAUGACCUCUCCAAACUAUUACUACGGGACCCCGAAGGUGCAAUCAAGGAAGCAGAUUCCCACCUGCGCGUCUUCCCCUUCAAAGAUGUAGACGUGUGCUGGCGUCGGCUAUACACGGACGCCAGCAUCCUGAAGGCCUGUCUCAAUGUCUGCGCCAAUCUCGUAUUUCCUGCCGCGGCCCCUUUGGACGAGUCUUAUUAUUACCGCCUACUUUAUAGACUCAGGAACCAUGCAGGCGACGAGGACAUUCGCAUCGAGUCCAACGCUCCGUGGCUUACGCCCACUAUACACUUACUCGACCGAGCACUGAUCAUGACUGGCGCGCCACUGCGCGAGAAUCUUAUCGAGACCCUGAUCAAUGCCCUCCAGGCAUCCACUGGAUCCACACUGCAGCAUGCAGCACCUAAACAGACAGAGCGCAAUUCGCUCUUCUCCGCGGAUGCAGCACCAACACCUCAAAUAAAAUAUCCCAUUCCUCGCGUCUCAGCGCUGUCGUUUGAGCAGUUCAAAGCGCAUAGCUACACAUCUCGAACUCCCCUGGUAAUCACUGAUGCAGUGGAACACUGGCCUGCUCUAACGACCCGGUCGUGGUCUUCCCGUGCUUACUGGGCUGAUCGCACGUUCGACGGUCGAAGACUCGUGCCCGUGGAGAUUGGUAGAGCUUACACGGAUGACGACUGGGGCCAGCAGAUUAUCCCCUUCAGCGAGUUCGUCGACGAUUACCUGGAUCGGGACCGGAAUCAAGAUGGCCCCACCGGUUAUCUGGCACAGCAUGACCUGUUGGCCCAGAUUCCAGCUCUACGGAACGAUAUCUGUAUCCCUGAUUACUGCUAUGUCGAUCCUCCGGGACCGGAGCCGGGUACACCCGUGUAUCUGAAGAAGCGGUUGGAAGCGGAGGAAUCCAGGAAAAGAAAGAAUGAGCAGGGAGCAACUAUCACAAACACGGAAAUGUAUGCUUCGGCGCAGGUUGAUGCUGGCGCUGUGGAGACCGGUUCCGCAAGCGAUGACUCCGUGAACGAUGACUCCAGCGGUCCCUACAUCAAUACCUGGAUCGGACCGUCGUGGACCAUUUCACCAUUGCACCAUGAUCCGUAUCAUAACAUCUUUGUUCAGGUAGUGGGCGCAAAAUACGUUCGACUCUACUCGCCUCAUACGCCAGCCUCGCAGAUCUAUCCGAAGGGAACGGAGGUUGUGAAUCGAUCAUCGGACGAGAUCUCCAGUGAAGGCGAUAGGCAAGCAGACAUCCAACUUCAAAGGGAACUAAUUGCAUCCAUCAACGCAGAUGACUCUUCAUCACCGGAGAUGGCCGCGAGGAAAGAUGAGCAGGCUCAAGCGAUUGACAUGUCGAAUACCUCGCAGGUGGAUCUGGCAGCCAUUGAAACGUCCCCGGCCGAGGCUGAACAGUGGGAGGACCUAUGGCCGGGAUUCCUGCAGGCAGAGUACGUCGAGACGAUCAUCAAGGAGGGCGAGUGCCUGUAUAUACCUGUGGGCUGGUGGCAUUAUGUUCGUAGCUUACACGGGGGUAUCAGCGUUAGUUUUUGGUGGGAGUAGUCAGUUGCCC